GCCCUGGCCCACUCCGCCCUUUGUGGGGUAACGAAAUGCCAAAAAGCUCUUACAUCAUUGUGGCUGAAGCUCCAUCUGUGGCAAGUGGGGACCAAACCUUCUUACCUACAGUAGUUCAUCGCUCCAAUCCAGUCCAUCUUCUUGAACCCGGCGUAUCGGUAACUAUCCCCACGUUUCCCCAGCCAAGGCUUCAAAAUUCAACUCGAUCCACUUGUACCGCUUUCUAAGAGCAAGUAUGGUCUAUUAGAUCUAUGGCCAGAGAAGCAAAAUAUAACAGCUUGAAUCAACCCGCGCAUAUGCUCGGUAGUCGGAGAAAUCUGUGCACGUUGAAUUCAUUUAUUGCAUUUGCUUUCAUUGCUACAGUCAUCGUAGCGUUUAUGAUCAUGAUGGGGGAAGCGCCUGCUCCUUCAGAAGAAUACACCAAGUACAGUACAGUCACGGGAUAUUUCCUCCAAGAUGACGAAGCUACGGAUCCUAAGGGCUUCGAUUUCACAACUUCAAAUUUUGGGUUAAAAGACCGUACUUAUCCUGCAGAUGCGGAUCUAAGUACCAAUAGCAAGUUGACACAGUGGCAACGUUUUGCACGUGAGGUAUCAAGAUUGAAUCGCGAUAGCAGCUCCAAAAUCACCUACAAGCUUCUCUACCUCGGUCGGCAUGGUGAAGGUUACCAUAAUCUCGCCGAAGCAUUCUACGGGACCGAAGCAUGGGAUUGUUACUGGUCCCUGCAAGAUGGAAAUGAAACCAGUACCUGGGCCGACGCACUCCUCACAUCCGUUGGCGAAGGCCAAGCCAAAAAGGCCAACGAAUUUUGGCGUUCUCAAAUCAAAGACCAGAAAAUCCCAACCCCAGAAUCAUAUUACACCAGUCCUCUCCUACGCUGCCUAGCAACUGCAAGUAUCACAUUCUCUGGGUUAGAUCUCCCGAAAGAGCAUCCAUUCAUUCCGACCAUCAAAGAAAACUUGAGAGAAGUCAUUGGUGUGCACACAUGUGACAGGAGAAGUAGCAAGACUGUCAUUCACAGCCACUACCCUGAUUGGCCUUUCGAAGAGGGUUUCGCCGAGGAGGAUCCAUUAUGGAGUGCUAGCUUAAGAGAGACAAACCAUGCGAUCGAUCAGAGGACGUUGACUGCGGUUGAAGAGUUGUUCUCAUCGGAUAAGAGCACUUAUAUCAGUAUUUCUGCACACUCCGGACAGAUUGCUUCUAUGUUGAGAGUCCUUGAACAUAGAGCCUUUGGGCUUGGGACCGGACAGGCAAUUCCUGUGCUGGUGAAGGCGGAGAAACUUCCUGGGGCAGGACCGCCGAAGAAAGAUGCUCCGUGGGAGACAGUUUCGACGUGCUCCAAACCUCCACCUGCUCCGACUGCAUGAGAUUAUGAUACAUACGCAGCUCCCCUUUGAACAUAGAUUAUAGAUCAGAGAAUUCCGAAGGUUUGGUUUCCCAUUGGUCGUAUUGUUUUACUUUUGGGGUUAGUCCUCAA
This is a messenger RNA of Cadophora gregata, 1477 nucleotides long. RefSeq lists its product as uncharacterized. Gene Ontology annotation, cellular component: cytoplasm. Lineage: Eukaryota; Fungi; Ascomycota; Leotiomycetes; Helotiales; Ploettnerulaceae. Gene Ontology annotation, molecular function: phosphatase activity. Bases 252 to 1367 code for a protein of 371 amino acids. The transcript is spliced from 8 exons. The record is from RefSeq and is a predicted model, not a curated record.